Messenger RNA from Peromyscus californicus insignis, 1966 nucleotides. RefSeq names its product secreted LY6/PLAUR domain containing 2 (gene Slurp2). The record is from RefSeq and is a predicted model, not a curated record. Bases 1150 to 1734 code for a protein of 194 amino acids. The transcript has 4 exons. NCBI's taxonomy places the organism in Eukaryota, Metazoa, Chordata, Mammalia, Rodentia, Cricetidae. Gene Ontology annotation, molecular function: acetylcholine receptor inhibitor activity.
UCCCUGGCUCCUGUCCUGAUGUCAGAGCCAGCCAAGGCAAGAGAAGUAUUAACAGGAUUCCAGGGGCUUGAUGAAAGUCACCCCCAUUCUCUGGAAAAAGGCAGACCCACCAGUUCCCAUCGAUCAGCUAACAAGCCCAAGGGUAGGCUGAGGAACUGGGUGGGAAAAGACAGGGCCCCUCCUCCCCCAACAAACACACACCUGGUUACUUCUGCCUUCUUCUGGCUUUUUAAUUUCUGGUCCCACUUUCUUGCUACUUAGUCCUCAGGAAGAAUUCUCAGCCCCUCUCUCAGGAUCUCUGGCCAUUUGCCCUGCCCAACACCCAUGUUUGGAGGCCCCAUAAAGCAUGGAGGUAAGUCAAAGCCACCUGGACAGCCAGAGUAGACACGUGGGGCCUCCUGCCUGGCCUGAGUGCCUGUACAGCCAGUCUAUUGGCAGAUGAUCCCCGCCCUACUAUAUGUCACUUUGGUCUCUUACCCCAACCUAGAACCUUUUUUAGCACCAAAGGCUUUGCUUACCCGUCCUGCUGCCACUGGGCAUGUACCACAGGACUUAGUUUCCUUAGUACCAUGUCAGUACAGUCCCUUGAUAGGUAACACUCACCCCUUGUCCCCAGGACUAUGUGAAUAGCCAUGCUUCUCCUGACUUUCUUAGACUCGGGAGGGCCAGGACAGGACUGAAGCCUGAUUUGGCAGAUGAGAAAGCUCCGACCUCUCAAAAUCUUGGCCACCGUGCUCCAUGCAGAGUGAGCUGCUGAGGAAGACAUUGUAGUUUCAUCUGGACUCCGCUCCAUCCACACUUGCAAGGGGAGGGGAGGGGAGAGCUGGUUUGCUUCUGCCGUGCCCUCCAUGCAGCUGCAGGGUGAGAUGGACCUGGACUGAGCUUCCAGCCGGAGCAAGGUCUUUCUUGAGAGCCUUGGGCCUGAUGAUUGGGACAUCCCUACUCCAUGGAGGAGGGAAGAAGGCUUGUGAAAUUGUACCAGGCUCCCCGAGGCCACGCACAGCAAGCCCUGCCAGCACCCAUCUGAGCCAGGUUGCAAGUGACUCAGGGCUGGGAGCCAGCAGCAAUGGGAGCCAAGGGUGGAGUGGGAGCCACAAGCAGGUAUAAGGGGGUGGCCAGGGAGUCAGCCUCAUCCUUAACACGGAGAACAUGAGGCUUCUCUUCUGGUUCCUUCUGGCCGUGGUCUUGAGCAUGGAGCUAGGUGAGUUGGGGGCGGGGAGGGUGGCCACUUUUUCUACUGCCCUUACUUGUCACUGUCCUUCCAGCCUGGGCCACCACUCACCCUUGGGGGUACCCCUUUCUUGUCCCCUCUUCUCGUCCUGGGCACCAAGACCCUCUCUACCCACCAGCUUCUGGAUGAUGAGGGAUUGGGAAGCUGGGCUACAGAGACGUGGGGCUGGCGGAGAAAGGAAGCAGGGUGCUGGGUACAAGAGUGGGUGUCACCCUCUGCAGAAGUUGCUCACCGGCUGCCCCUCUCUCUGUCUGCCUGUAGCUGUAACACAGGGCAUGCGGUGCCACCUGUGCAAGGGCUUUGGAGGAUGUUCCAAACCGUCCAACUGCCCAAGGAGCUCCACCCACUGUAUCAUCAUUGGCACCCGAUCUCCCAUCAGCUUUACAGACCUGCCUCUGGUGACGAAGAUGUGCUACAAUGGCUGCCCUGAGGUCUCCAAACUGGGCUUAGGCCCUCAUGUGUCCCUCGUGUGCUGCCAGUCCAAUCUCUGCAACAAGGACUGAUGACACUCCGUCGCUACCAGCUGGCCCCACAGAACCAUGCCCAGACCUGAUCCUUGGAGGUUAUUCCAACCUGGCCAGCCCAAAGCACCCUACCCCAGACUCUUACUUCCUCCGGAAGUUCUAAGUGAAGUCCUGUGUGAAUCCAUGGGGGUACAAACUUAAGGCCCUAAUUCACUGUGGGCCCCUCUCAGUGUCAACGAAUCUCCCAAUAAAAAGCAGCUGGAUCACAUGG